GAUGUACCUGCAGAUAUGGUUGCAGAAGAAUCGGGUCCUGGUGCACAAAAUAGUCCAUACCAACUUCGCAGAAAAACUCUUUUACCUAAAAGAACAGCUUGUCCUGCAAAGAGCAAUAUGGAGGGUGCUUCUACUUCAGCUACAGAAAACUUCGGCCAUCGAGCAAAACGUGCUAGGGUAUCUGGAAAAUUACAGGAUUUAUCAGCAGCACCUGCAGAACAGUAUCUUCAAGAAAAAUUACCUGAUGAAGUGGUUCUGAAAAUCUUUUCAUACUUGCUGGAGCAAGAUCUUUGUAGAGCAGCGUGUGUAUGUAAACGCUUCAGUGAGCUAGCUAAUGAUCCAAUUUUGUGGAAGCGAUUAUACAUGGAAGUAUUUGAAUAUACACGUCCAAUGAUGCAUCCUGAACCUGGUAAAUUUUAUCAAAUAAAUCCAGAAGAAUAUGAACAUCCAAAUCCAUGGAAAGAAAGCUUUCAGCAACUGUAUAAAGGAGCACAUGUAAAGCCAGGAUUUGCUGAAUAUUUCUACAGCAACCCAGCAAGAUACAAAGGAAGAGAAAACAUGCUGUAUUAUGACACCAUUGAAGAUGCAUUAGGUGGUGUACAAGAAGCUCACUUUGAUGGACUUAUCUUUGUUCACUCGGGCAUAUACACAGAUGAAUGGAUAUACAUUGAAUCUCCUAUAACGAUGAUUGGUGCAGCUCCUGGGAAAGUAGCAGAUAAAGUUAUUAUUGAAAACACAAGAGAUUCAACCUUUGUCUUCAUGGAGGGAUCAGAGGAUGCUUAUGUUGGUUAUAUGACAAUCAGGUUUAACCCUGAUGACAAAUCUGCACAACACCACAAUGCGCACCAUUGCUUAGAGAUUACAGUCAACUGCAGUCCAAUAAUAGAUCAUUGUAUUAUUCGAAGUACUUGUACAGUUGGUUCUGCAGUUUGUGUUAGUGGGCAAGGGGCUUGUCCCACUAUCAAGCAUUGUAACAUAAGUGACUGUGAAAAUGUUGGACUCUACAUCACAGAUCAUGCACAGGGGAUAUAUGAGGAUAAUGAGAUUUCUAAUAAUGCAUUAGCUGGGAUUUGGGUUAAAAACCACGGAAACCCUAUUAUAAGACGAAAUCACAUUCAUCACGGGCGAGAUGUUGGUGUUUUCACAUUUGACCAUGGCAUGGGUUAUUUUGAAAGUUGCAACAUACAUAGAAAUAGAAUAGCUGGUUUUGAAGUGAAAGCAUAUGCAAAUCCUACUGUAGUUCGUUGUGAAAUCCACCAUGGGCAAACUGGAGGAAUCUAUGUUCAUGAAAAAGGAAGAGGACAAUUUAUAGAAAAUAAAAUCUAUGCAAACAAUUUUGCUGGUGUAUGGAUUACUUCAAAUAGUGAUCCAACCAUAAGGGGCAAUGCAAUUUUUAAUGGAAAUCAAGGUGGAGUCUACAUAUUUGGUGAUGGAAGAGGUCUUAUUGAAGGAAAUGACAUUUAUGGGAAUGCAUUAGCAGGAAUACAAAUUCGAACUAACAGCUGUCCUAUUGUUCGGCACAAUAAGAUUCACGAUGGCCAACAUGGUGGUAUAUAUGUGCAUGAAAAAGGUCAAGGUGUGAUUGAAGAAAAUGAAGUUUACAGUAAUACCUUGGCUGGAGUCUGGGUUACAACAGGAAGCACUCCAGUUUUAAGAAGAAAUAGAAUACAUAGUGGUAAACAGGUUGGUGUUUAUUUCUAUGACAAUGGGCAUGGAGUAUUAGAAGACAAUGAUAUCUAUAACCAUAUGUACUCAGGAGUUCAAAUCAGAACUGGAAGUAACCCCAAAAUUAGGCGCAACAAGAUUUGGGGAGGCCAGAAUGGUGGAAUUCUUGUUUAUAAUUCGGGGCUUGGUUUUAUAGAAGACAAUGAAAUUUUUGACAAUGCAAUGGCUGGAGUAUGGAUUAAGACCGAUAGUAAUCCUACAUUAAGAAGAAACAAAAUCCACGAUGGCAGAGAUGGGGGAAUCUGCAUAUUUAAUGGAGGCAGAGGCCUUCUUGAAGAAAAUGAUAUCUUCAGGAAUGCACAAGCUGGAGUUCUUAUCAGCACAAAUAGUCAUCCUGUGUUACGGAAAAAUAGAAUAUUUGAUGGAUUUGCGGCAGGUAUUGAAAUAACAAAUCAUGCAACUGCAACUUUAGAAGGCAAUCAGAUUUUCAAUAAUCGUUUUGGAGGUUUAUUUCUAGCCUCUGGGGUCAAUGUGACAAUGAAAGAUAAUAAAAUAAUGAACAAUCAAGAUGCCAUUGAAAAAGCUGUUAGUAGAGGCCAGUGUCUAUAUAAAAUAUCAAGUUACACCAGCUAUCCGAUGCAUGAUUUCUACAGAUGUCAUACAUGUAAUACCACAGAUCGCAAUGCUAUAUGUGUAAAUUGUAUUAAGAAGUGCCAUCAAGGACAUGAUGUUGAAUUUAUUAGACACGAUAGGUUUUUUUGCGACUGUGGUGCUGGAACACUGUCCAAUCCCUGUACACUAGCUGGAGAACCGACACAUGAUACAGAUACACUAUAUGACUCUGCUCCUCCUAUAGAAUCUAAUACACUGCAGCACAAUUGAGUUACUUUUGAGGGGAAAAAAAGUCCUGCCAUUCUAUUGUAACUGUUAUUUUGUUUUUUGUUUUUUUUUGAGGAAGUUAUACUUGCCCAUUCUGCAGAGACUUUAAAAUGGAUAAUAAAUGGUGACACUAUGGAGCUCAACCUACCAAAAAGAAAGUGGCAAUAUGUUGACUCAGGAUAACAGAACUGGGCGUUUCAGCAUUACUGUGUAAAGACUAAGGGACAGGUGUGAAGAAAGUAAGCCGCGUAUUUGUACAGAUGGCAACUUCCAAAAGGCUGGUGUUUCUACAAGUAGCAUUGAAACGCAGUCCCAUUUGCAGUAGUCCUAUUCUAUAGACGAGCAGCAGUCUUUGUUGCUGCCUUUAUGGACAUGGGUACCAAUUGCUUUUUGUAAUAUGGUAAAAAUGUGAGCUAGCACUUCCGCAUUUAUUUUGGUUUUUUAACAUUUAUUCAGAUUGAGAUGAUUUUAAUGCUUUAAUCUCAUGUAGUUUUUAAUUUCAAGCAAAUCUUUAUUGUACUUGAAUGUGUCCUGUUUUGUUAGCACACCUAGACUUGCUGUAACUGUACUCAUGUCCCAGUAUGUAUGUUCUUUCUAUGAAAGAGAACACUAAUCUUAAAUUAUAUCCAGCAA
This is a messenger RNA of Protobothrops mucrosquamatus (brown spotted pit viper), 3177 nucleotides long. RefSeq names its product F-box protein 11 (gene FBXO11). The transcript has 22 exons. Gene Ontology annotation, molecular function: protein binding; zinc ion binding. Lineage: Eukaryota; Metazoa; Chordata; Lepidosauria; Squamata; Viperidae. The coding region runs from base 16 to 2547 and encodes 843 amino acids. The record is from RefSeq and is a predicted model, not a curated record. Gene Ontology annotation, biological process: protein ubiquitination; regulation of apoptotic process; ubiquitin-dependent protein catabolic process.